This is a messenger RNA of Acanthosepion pharaonis, 1845 nucleotides long. Lineage: Eukaryota; Metazoa; Mollusca; Cephalopoda; Sepiida; Sepiidae. The record is from the annotation of a GenBank genome assembly.
AUGGAGAGACACGUUUCUACAGUAUGUUUUCUGUUAAAAUUCUUUGUUUACAUAUUUCUCUGCGAGUGCACCUUCUCCAUUCUUUAUCUUCUUCGUAUAUUUCUUAACUCUUUUUCAUUCUACUCCAUCUUUUUCUUUUUCCUCUCUUUUUCAUUCUACUCUCUCAUUCUACUCUCUCUUUUUCUUUCUACUCCCUCUUUUUCUUUUUCCUCUCUCUUUUUCAUUCUACUCUCUCUUUUUCUUUCUACUCCUUUUUUCUUCCUCUCUCUUUUAAAUUCUUUUCUCUUUUUUUUUUUUUUCUCUUUUUUUUCCCUCUCUCUUUUCAUUUUCUCUCUCUUUUUCAUUCUUCUUCUCUUUUCAUUUCUCCUUCUUUUCAUUCUUCCCUCUUUUUAUUUCUCUCUUUCUUUUCUUUCUCUCUUUCUUUUUUCUUUUCUCUUCUCUCUUUUUCAUUCUCUCUCUUUUUCAUCAUCUUCUCUCAUUCUCUCUCUCUUUUCAUUCUCUCUCUCUUUUCUUGAAUUUUCAUUUCUCUCUUUCUUUUCUUUUCUCUCUUUUCUUUUAUACUCUCUUUUUCAACUUCGUAUUCUUUCUUUCUAUUUCUUCUUUCUUUCUAUUCCUAUUGUCUCAUCCCUUUUCUUCCUUCACCUAACCCUUCUUCUUUUUCCUCCUCUUUUUCUGUAUCUUCUCCUCUAUUUCCCUUCAUCUUUCACCUUCCUCUCCUUGUUCCACGUUUCUCUGUCCUCUUCUGUUUCUUCUUUACUUUGUCGUCCUCUUUUCCUUUAUCUUCUUCGCUUCCUCCUCUUUCUUUUUCUCACACACUUUUCUUCUUCUUCUUCGUUCCCCCCUCCUGUCUUUUCAACCUCAAUAACACUUUUUCUUCUCUUCUCUGCCGCCUUUGUUUCGACUUCUUUUUUUCUUUCUAUUCUUUUUUGUUUUUUUUUCUCCUCCUUUUCGUUUUCUUUUUCUCUUCUUUUCACACAUACCUUUUUCUGUUUUCCUUUCAUAUUCCCCCACCUCAGUUUCUUUUUUUUCCCUAUAAAUUCCAUCUUCUUUAUUGUCCUCUCCUUAAUCUCCCUUCUUGUCUCUCUAUCUUUUGUUUCAGUUGCUUCUUUCUCCCUUUCUUAUUUUCUGUUUCCUUUUCCCUCUAUUUUUCUUAUACAUUUCCCCUUCAUUUUUAUCCUCUUCUUGGCUCUCCUUUUUUUCUGUUUUCAUUGCUUAUUCCGCCAUUUCUUAUUUUCUGUCUACUUUUCUACACUAUUUUUCCAAUCGAUUUCCUCUUCCUUUAUUGUACUUACCUUAAUCUAUCUUUUCUUUCCGGCAUUGUUUGCUUUGUUUCUUACUACGCUUCUUCUUCUUCUUCUUCUUCUCUUUUUUAUUUUGUUAUCUUUACUUUACCCUUCUCUUCCCCCUUUUUAUUAUUUGAUUUCACAUUCUCUUCACUAUCAUCCUCGUCUCCUUUCCCUUUUGGUCCCCUUUCUUCUUCUUCUUCUUCUUCUUCUUGACCCCCUUCUUCAUUAUCAUCUACUACUGCUUUCUUGUUUUGCUCGACACGAGCAGGCAGGACUUCUUCUAUUAUGCCAAUCUCUCUUUCACUCAACGACGUCCAUGUCGGCCCUACCACCAGCUGCAAGCAGAUUUAUGAAGCUCCGCUUAUCUCAUAUUUCUUACCGCAACCUCUUGUUUGCAGCUGUCGCCGUAGCUGCUUUUACGAAAGUCGACGUCGACAAGCAGACAUUCUGCUUCGGUUCCCUUAGCGGCAUUUUCUCAAUAGCCUCUGCUCUUAGACUAAAUAUCACACUCGAUCGUUACAGCUUGAUAAAUGAAUUGACUUUCGCCAUUUGUCAUUGA